Molecule: messenger RNA, 2866 nt
Organism: Cherax quadricarinatus
Lineage: Eukaryota; Metazoa; Arthropoda; Malacostraca; Decapoda; Parastacidae
Product: probable protein phosphatase 2C T23F11.1
Biological process (GO): protein dephosphorylation
Molecular function (GO): cation binding; protein serine/threonine phosphatase activity
Source: RefSeq, a predicted model, not a curated record
CUUUCACCAUACUCUAACCCACAUAUUCACUACUGUAACUAGUAUCUGUACUAUGAAAACCCGUGCAAAAAAAAAGUAUGCCGUGUGAUGCAACAAAACUAAACACCGCAAAUUAAGGAGGAAUUGACAUUUAAAGUUAUUUCAGUGGUGUAUGAACGUGGUUGUGUUUACAUGUUGUCAGAGGCUCAAGAGACCCCACCUCUGCUCCUCAUUAUUCCAUCAAUAACACUAUGGGGCAAACUCUGAGUGAGCCAGUCACACAGAAAGAAACAUCCCGGUGUGAAAAUUCAUGGCUACGUGUUGGUGCAUCAUGUAUGCAAGGAUGGCGUGUAAACAUGGAAGAUGCACAUACAACAAUACUCUCACUCCCAGAUGACCCAGGAACUGCCUUCUUUGCUGUGUAUGAUGGUCAUGGAGGUGCAAGAAUUGCACAGCAUGCUGGUAAGCACCUACACAAGAGCAUUUUAAAAAGGCCGGAGUACAAAGCUGGGGACAUCGAAACUGCUGUUAAGCAGGGUUUCUUAGAUUUGGACAACUCAAUGCAGACAGAUGAGGUGUUAAAAGAUGAACUGGCAGGUACCACAGCCAUAUGUUGUCUUCUUCGUAAUGGAACUGUCUACUGUGGAAACGUUGGAGACUCACGAGCAAUAGCGAGUGUAGGAGGGCGUGUUGAAGAGCUGAGCAAUGAUCACAAACCAAGUUUAGCCUCAGAGCAACGGAGAAUCACAGCAGCGGGUGGAUGGGUGGAACUGAACAGGGUUAAUGGCAAUUUAGCAUUGUCAAGAGCUUUAGGAGACUUUGUUUUUAAGAAGAAUGAACUAAAAAGUCCCGAAGAACAAAUUGUUACCGCAUGUCCAGAUGUUAUAGUGCGAGAGAUAACGGAAGAGUGGGAAUUCAUCUUGUUAGCUUGUGAUGGCAUUUGGGAUGUCAUGACCAACCAGGAAGUGGUCAACUUUGUGAGACUACGGUUAUCUCAAGGUAUGGAACCUGAAGAUGUGUGCGAGGACCUUAUGACCCGGUGCCUGGCCCCCGACUGUCAGAUGGGCGGUCUGGGCUGCGACAACAUGACUGUCGUUCUCAUCUGCCUAGUUCACUCAGGAUCUUGGCAAGAGGAUUUGUUCAAACUUAGGGAACGCAUGACGAUAGAAGGGCUGUUGCCUUUUGGAUCUGAUGAUUCAUCCUCCUCAAGUGAUGAAAAUCGUGAUUGUGUAGCAGACUUCAGGAGGGUUUUGCAUGAAGAAAACUAAUUUAGUAUCUCUCAGACUUAGGCUAUGUUUAACUACAGGAGAAGUGUGCUCGGCCAAGUUUAUCGCUUGGAAACCAGAGCAACGGUGAUGACAGUGAUUUGGACUUGCAGUGAGCAGAAGGAUCAUUCAGUCAUUUUGUAAUGAUAUGGAAAUAGAUUCAUACAUACUUUCAUAAAUUCAUUCUUAGUAUGUAAUAUGUAUGUUUAUAUGUAUGAAACACGCACAUACCUACACUAACCUUGACUUCAAAUGUAUAUACAGCCUAAUACCUGCAAUAAUACAUAGGUGAAUGCCCACUCAUACAUGCUCUCGUACACUAUCACAUGCCCCAACGUAUCUGCUUGUGUGUUCACAAGUGUGCACACACACACACUCGCACACACACACUCGCGCACACACACACUCGCGUACACUCGCGUACACACACACUCGCGUACACACACAUACACACACACACACACACACACACACACACACGUAUGUACGUGAAGAGGCGGGACCAGGAGCUGUGACUCACCCCCUGCAACCACAUAUAGUGAGUACACACAUACAUUAUCUUUCCAGUAAAUGGGGAAAAAUGGUUGACAGAAACUUUUCAGUCACUGUGGAUGUAUAAAUUGCCACUGCCAGUUGAGGAAUUUCCAGGUUACAGUACAUUAACACCAUGUUUGAGAUUAGCGAAAUUCUACAAUGUGCUUGUUAUUUCUACAUUUGGCAUUGACAGCAAGUCUCUAGUAGCUCUGAAAAACCUCUUCCAGCCAUUUAUCCCAUUUUCUAGAAAUGUUUCGAUAUCCAGUUCUCACAAACUUUUUUUUCCAUACAGUAUAUAUAUAUAUAUAUAUAUAUAAAUUAUACAUGUAUAUAAUGUUAUGUGAUGAUAUACUAUUCAUAAAGAGCUUUGCUAACUCAUGAAUGGCAUUAAAUGUGUGUGAAUUUGUCACAAAUUUAUUUGAUGAUCAACAAAAGAUUGGGUAUAAUAUUAAUACAAUGACUGUUCUAUGUACUAAAACAAAAUUAUUUUUACUCUUGGUAUAAAUUCCUUUCAGUUGCUGUUUUGGUUUUCUGUGAUCAUUCUAUUCAUGGUUUUGUUGAAUUAUUAAUGUGGAUAAUUUUUUCCCUUAUUCCACUGUAGGAAAAGUAAGUUUACAAAAGCCUUCCUUAAAGUGUUAUGAGGAUGUAUAUUUAUAGCGAUUUUUCUAUUUUUUUUCGAAUCUUGCUUGAUCAAGAGGAAUUUACAUUCUGUACAUCUUUUGUUUUCAUUUUAAUAAAGCUCAUUAUGUUUUACAUUUAUAAAAAAGAACUCCAGCAUUCAUGUAUAUUUUUCAUUUUGUCAUUUUUGAUUCAUUAUUAGACAUUUCAUUAUUCAUGCAAAGGUAUUGUUAGUUAUACUCAUUACUUUACAGAGAAGUUUGUACUAUGGUGUUAAUAUUAAAGCUUGUGUGUGGAGGCUUGCUGGUAACUUCAUGUAUAUAGGACCUUCAACGUUCUUUACAGGUCUGUAAAAUAGAUGUGAACUGUACUGGACACAGGAAGGUAUCAUGUCAAGCCCACUUUUGUCAAAGUUGCCUUUUAUUUUUUUUUUUGUCUUGUGCUGCAGAUUCUUUUAUAUUCUGAAAUUA